This is a messenger RNA of Mesitornis unicolor (brown roatelo), 504 nucleotides long. RefSeq names its product homeobox B2 (gene HOXB2). Gene Ontology annotation, molecular function: DNA-binding transcription factor activity, RNA polymerase II-specific; DNA binding. Lineage: Eukaryota; Metazoa; Chordata; Aves; Mesitornithiformes; Mesitornithidae. The record is from RefSeq and is a predicted model, not a curated record. The transcript has a single exon. The annotation marks the transcript as partial. Gene Ontology annotation, biological process: regulation of DNA-templated transcription.
ACAUCCAGGGGCUGGCGGACACCGGCGGCUCCAGGAGGCUCCGGACCGCGUACACCAACACUCAGCUGCUGGAGCUGGAGAAGGAAUUUCACUUCAACAAAUACCUCUGCAGGCCCCGGAGGGUGGAGAUCGCGGCUCUGCUCGACCUCACCGAGCGUCAAGUCAAGGUCUGGUUCCAAAACCGCCGGAUGAAGCACAAGAGACAAACCCAGCACAGAGAAACCCCGGACGGGGACCUCCUCUACCCCAGCCUGGAUGAGGGCAGCGAUCCCGCGGAGGAGCCUGAGGAGAGCCCCGCUUUCGGGCCGGCCCCGGAGCCCGGCGAGCCCUACCGGAGCCAAAAGGCAGGGAGAGGGGAGCCCGAGAGCCCGCGGCUGACGGCGGGGGAUCCCGGCACCUCCGGCCCCUCGGACCAUGGCCAUCUCCAGAGCCGGGAUUCACCGCUGCUGCCGGAGCUGAGCCCCUUCUCGGCAGAGCCCUGCUCGCAGCUCCCGGACGGGCUCU